Messenger RNA from Henningerozyma blattae CBS 6284, 537 nucleotides. RefSeq names its product Cox20p (gene COX20). Gene Ontology annotation, biological process: mitochondrial respiratory chain complex IV assembly. The transcript has a single exon. Bases 1 to 537 code for a protein of 178 amino acids. Lineage: Eukaryota; Fungi; Ascomycota; Saccharomycetes; Saccharomycetales; Saccharomycetaceae. The record is from RefSeq and is a predicted model, not a curated record. Gene Ontology annotation, cellular component: mitochondrial inner membrane; mitochondrion.
AUGGGUUUCUUUUCUUCAAAUAAUUCACAAGAUGAUAAAAAAACCGAUGAGAACACAGAGCUAAAAAAUUAUUCAAAAGGUCAAAGAAUUCUUUUACAAGAUACAGAACCCAAGUUUCAAGAUAACGCCCCAUCUAUUAAUGAAUCUGCAAGGGAUACUUUUAAUAAAGCUCUUAAAACAGUCUCUUGGGACGAUUUCACACUAGAAAAGUUAACAGCAACGCCAUGUUUUAGAGAUGCUGGAAUGGUAGGUUUCUCUAGUAUGUUUGUCCUAGGUGGUAUCACCUUAUUAUAUCAUAAGAAUCCAAUGAAAGCUACCAAUUGGUCAAUAUGUGGGUUAUUACUAGGUUCUAUUGUUGGUUGGGAACAAUGUAGGAUAACUAGAACUAACAGUUUUAAAAACGCACAAAUAGCUAAAGAAAUUGUUAAAAAUAAACCGAAGGCAAUGAUAAAUCCAAAAGAACAUGACGAGAGACUUGUAAAUCAAUGGAAUCAUGAAGAUUUAACAAAUUCAACUCCUUGGUACAAAUUCUGGUAA